UCUGCCCCCUCUCUCUCCCCCUCUCUUCCUCUCGCUCUCCCUCUGCCUCUCUCUCUCUCUCUCUCUCUCUCUCUCUCUCUCUCUCUCUCUCUCUCUCUCUCUCUCUCUCACUCUCUCUCCCUCUCUCUCUCUAUCUCUCUCUCUCUCUUUCUCUCUCUCUGCCUCUCUCUCCCUCUGCCCCUUACCUCUCAGUCUUCUCCCUCUUCUUUCUUUAUCUCUCUUUAUCCGCCCCUCCCUUCCCUCUCUCUCUGAGCGUUCCUAAAUCCUCGGGUUAUUCCGUUUCUCUGUCCAGGACAGGAGCAGCCACCGCCACCAACAAAGAAGACGGAGUAUAAUAACAGGAAGUGAGUAAGGGGAAGUGAGCAGUGACCUGUGUGGUCACGGCAACCAGAAGACAUCCUCCACUUGAAAGCAGCUCAGUGAAUAUCGUGGUUCUUCCUGAGCGCUUGACCGGGCACUGGGAGAGAAACACCAGGCAAGAACUCUACAAACACAGAAUGCUCCAGAAGGCGAUGUAUGCGGUCCCGGUGCUGAGGGCAUCCGCCGCCCUGACGCUGGUGUUCCUUGUCGCGGCGCUCGCCCAAUGGGAGGGCGUGCCCUCUGACCCCUCCUCUGUGGCGGGAGGCGGGGAUGGGAGAGGGGGCGGCAUGAGGGAGAUAGUGAGGAAGGAGAGACUCCCGUACCGCACGCGGCAGAAGAGAGCGUGGAUCUGGAACUCCUACUACGUGACAGAGGAGUCGGAGAUGAUAAGCCCCAAAAAGAUAGGAAAGCUCAAGUCCAGCAAGACGGCAGACGGGACGACAUUCAAGCUCAGGGGCGACGGUGCAAACUCCAUCUUCACAGUGAACAGGAACGGAGACCUGUUUGUGAUCAAGACCCUGGACAGGGAGGAGAAGAGCAUGUACAACCUGACUGCCCUGCUGUACGACGGGAGAGACCAACUGGUGGAGGACGCGGGGGAGUUUGUGGUCCAGGUCAACGACAUCAACGACCACAUCCCCGUCUUCCCCAGGACCUACAACGAGUCCAUCCUGGAGCGCUCGGGGAUAGGGGCUAAGGUGGUGCAGGUGACGGCCACGGAUGCUGACGACCCCAGCACGGUGCACGCUGAGCUGCGCUACUCCCUCCGGCCCGAGGGCGAGCGCUCUGCCUUUGAGAUCAACAUCAUCACAGGUAUGAUCACUUCCAGGGUGGACACGUUGGACCGGGAGGACAAGAGCCAGUAUGUACUGGUGGUCCAGGCAAAGGACAUGAGGGGCAUGACAACGGGAACCACAGCAACGACCUCGGUCACCGUCACCAUCACCGAUAUCAACGACAACAUGGCCUCUUUCACCCAGGACACAUACGAUCUCAGCGUGCCGGAGAACCAGAGGCUGGAGGAGAAGAUCGGGACUCUGACUCUGGACGACCGGGAUGAGAUCCAGAACAAAGAGCCUGUGUUCACCAUCCAGCCGAACCUUAGCAGCCAGUUUGCCCUCGCCCGCAGCCUGCAGAAGGACGGCCACCUUAUGCUCAAAAAGGCCUUAGACUACGAGACCAAGAGCAGUUACAGCUUCAUUGUGGAUGUGCACGAGAACAGCCUGCAGUUCCCCGCUGACAACAAGGACGUCUCCAUCACCAAGGCCAGGGUGAACAUCAGGGUGCUGGAUGUGGAUGAACCGCCCGUCUUCUCAAAACCCAGCUAUGCAUUCAGUGUGAUGGAGGAAGAAAUGGCAACCAACAUCGGCAUCGUCAGUGCCACAGACCCCGACCAAGCCAAUAAGGCCAUGCGGUACUCUGUGGAGGACCAGGAGUGUCCUGUUGGUGUGAACCCUGUCACCGGCCAACUGUUCAUUUUGAGGAAGCUGGACCGAGAGCUGAGGACGACACACAUCUUCCAAGUCAGAGCCCAGGAAGAGCCAAGUGGGCUGCACUCCUUGGUCAGAGUCAACAUCUCUGUUCAGGAUUUGAACGACAACGCUCCGGAGCUGGUCUGGGACGACAUCUUUGUUUGUGAGAACGACAUGGCGGGAACGGUAAUCGGGAGGUUAAGUGCCACUGACAGGGAUGAGCAGGUUGCCUAUUUCCACUACUCUCUGGUCAAUCCCAGUGACAACUUCACCAUCACAAAGAACGCCUCAGACAACACCGCAGUGAUCCUGGUGAGACAGGGCACCUUCCGCCUGGACGACCCCAGAGACUACACCCUGGGGGUCCGCGUGGACGACGGAGGGCGACCGCCGAGGAGCAGCGUCAUGCACGUGCCCAUCAAGGUGUGCCGCUGUGAUUCCCGGAGGAUACACACCCAGUGUAAAGCUGCUGCUCUGCGGAUGGGAGUCAGCAUCCAUGCUCUCAUUGCCAUUCUGGUCUGCAUCCUCACCAUCCUGGUCAUAGUUAUCCUGGUGGUGAUGAGGAGGCGUUUCCAGAAGGAGUCUCUGGCCAGCAUGAAGCACAGCGGGGAGAUCCAUGAGCAGCUGGUCACCUAUGAUGAGGAGGGCGGAGGGGAGAUGGACACCAAUGGCUACGACGUGUCCAUCCUGACGUCCGCCCGCCACGACGGCUCCCUGCUGCUCCACCCGGACCAUGGGAUCCACCCCUCCCUUUACGCCCGGGUGCAGAAGCAGCCCUGUGGACAGCUCCACCAGCAGCACCACCCACUGCUGCCGCCCCACCUCCUCCCCCCCCCCCAGCCGCCGGCCGCCUGCAAGGGCGACAUGGCUGUGAUGAUCGAGGCCAAGAAGGACGAGGCAGAUGCGGACCGCGAGGCCGUGCCCUAUGACACGCUGCACAUCUACGGCUACGAGGGCGGCCCCGGAUCGCUGGCCGGCAGCCUGAGCUCCUUGGAGAGCUCCUGCUCCUCCGCCGGCUCCGGGGGCCCCGAGUACGACUUCCUCAGCGACUGGGGGCCGCGCUUCAGGACCCUGGCUGAGCUGUACGGCGUGGACGAGCUUGAGGCCUACCUCCCCUACUGAGGGGGGCGCAGGAUACCCGCCCUCGUCCUCAGAUGAACCUUGAUGUCGAAACACACACACACACACACACACCACAUAGCUAUUAACACUCAAACACUCAAACGAAACUCAGUAACACUAAAAUCUCUCUCAAAACACACACACACACAUAGCAUGUCUGACGCUUGGUUGCACAGAAGCAUAGUAGCCAUAUUUGAUGGUAUUAUUCUUUAAUCUCUUCCCUUUGUCAUAGGGAGGAGGUGGUAAGAGCUAUCGGCUAUCACUGCCUAUAAAUAGUGUUCCAGCUUCUGAGAAAUGAAGGAGAGUCCGUGUGAUGCAGACGGAUUUGUUCUUUCCACUGUAGAUACUCAUGCUCUUAGUGUGUGUAGGCUCCCCAAAGCCACCAUAAACCAGUGUCACCACAGCCCAACCAGCGAUACACAAGAGAUUAGGCUAUUAGAACAUCUUUGCCUCCCCUUUCGAUGAAAUGCCAACCUGUGUAAAUCUCGAUGAAAUGGAAAGAGGUUGCAGUGGUAUGAUAUCAUCGAGGAACUGGAGCAAGACUCACACUUUUGUCCAUCACAGUCCAUCCUUCUGUAAGGUCUUUCCCCCUCUUCCGUGGGCCAUAACAAUCUAUUGUCUGCUUGGAGGUUGCCAUCGGGUGUGAGCCCUGAAGUCCAAGCUCUCCAUUUCCUCUGAUUCCGUUCUGUCCUCAGCAGGUGCGUAGAGCUGCUGUAGAGAGCAUAAAACACAGAACAAAAUCAACAAAAAAACCUACGCUGUCUUGUGCCAUAUCCGAACUUGAGGUUGACUAUGAUAUUGUAUGGAAAUAUGUUAUUAAGUAUUAUUGCAAUUGAAAAUAUUGGCAGUAAUCAAACAGGUUUUGUUUGGUUGCUACUUGUUUUCUUAGUUAUUCGGUUUCUGACUUCCACCUUUUCUUCGUGAAUGUGAGUGGAAGGGUUUUGUUUGAAACAGAACUGUGCUAGCGGGUUGUUAAACAAAGACACCUGAGCUAUUUUGAUCGCAUCACGUUGAAAUUAAUUUUUACAACGAAGAAAAACUUGUCAUGUCAAAUAAACUACAAUCGGAGCACAGGCUUAGCUUUGUGGACAGACAGACAGGGAAGCAGUGUGUUACACACUGCACACACAUGCACACUGCCUAGACAAGCAGACAGACGGGAGCGAUGGAAGCUGGAUUCUGUCAGGCCCAUGAGAAAAGUCAUUAAGACAAGUCAGGAAGCCCGGCUUCAGAAAAAAAAGCUUUUUGGGAUGUUGUGGUUGCCCCGAGGUCCGGGAGGGCUCUGUACAGCUCUGAGGUGGUGUGGAUAUGCCUAACCUUGCUUCCUUUCUGCUACUGUCGCUGAAACAUCUGUCAGCAUGUGAUGGGCUGUAGUGAGUCCUGGAGCCAAGAACUAAUGACCAAACUUAAUGCUGAUGAUCAUCAUGUAGUUGGAUUGAGUUUAGGUUCAUUUUAUUUAGUUCCUUUGACUUUACCAUAUUUAGUUUUGUUUACCUUCCUUUACCUUGGCAAGUAUGUCAAAAUAGUCAAAAUAGUCAUAAUACUCCAUUCUAUGCCUUGAGGGUUUUUUGUGCUCGGCCUGAAAUGUCAAAAGAUUUGUCAACAAAUGAGCCGAAAGUAUGGCACACUUAUUUUUUCAUUCAUUGUUCAAAGUUUGGAAAAUGUGGUUAGAGCUUCUUUUGUUUUUGUUCUGCUGUUGGACUCGACUGUGUUUUUUGAAACGCUGGAAUGACGUUUGAUUACCGGUGGAGACAAUAGCUGGAAACCAUAUUUUUUUCUCCUGUUGGCUACAUAUACAACCCACCAACACUAACACACACACACAUGUGCAUGAACACUCAGGCACACACGGCCUCACACAAACACACACACAUAAUGCAAAAACACACAAUCUCCCUCUCUCUCUCUCUCUCUCCCACUCUUUUACUCUUUUCCCUCUCUUCCCUCUCUUCCUCAUACACCCUGUCUCACACACCUCGUCUCUCCCCUCUCUUCCUCAUACACCCUGUCUCACACACUGUGUCUCUCCCCUCUCUUCUGCCUCCCUCUAAUCAACUAAAGCAAACAACUUAAACCACUUCCUGUCCAUCUGGAGGUUGGACCCACCUCUUCCUGUCUCCAUUAUCACUCCUGUGAGCAAACAACACAUUGUGCUCACUUCCUCUCGACUUGGCUUGGGAAACAACAUUCAGAGAGAGAGAGGGGGGGAGGAAGAGAGAGAGAGAGAGAGAGAGAGAGAGAGAGAGAGCGAGAGGCAGGGAGAGAGGGAGGGAGGGAGAGGGAGCCAGCGAGAGAGAGAGAGUUAGCAAUAUUGACUUGAAAUGAUUUUACCAUCUACCGAAACUAAGAGACAUUGGACAAAAUCUUGGCGUUAGGAAUCAGCGGAAAAUAAUGGGUGCCAUUGAGGAUGGAUGCCUCCACCUGUUUCAUCACACCAAGCAAUACAGAUAACUGGUAUUCAAACUUGCACCUUUGGUGAUUGUUUGGAAGAGAGGAAUUUAUCAUAACCUAUUGAAUCUUAGGGUAUUUAAUUUUUUGAUAUUUUUUUCAUGUCAAAGGCUUCUGGAAUCCUGGUUUCUGCUGAUAGGUGAUUUUGGGUUAGUUAUGAUAUUUUAAUAUUGGUUCAGCUUUGUUAUAAAAACAGUAAAUGUCUACUCGUGGGUCUUUUCCUGGAUCAACAGCGGAGGGGUGGAGAGCAGAGGGAGGGAGGCUUGAUUGGACCAAUGACAUCAUCUCACAGUGACAUCACUCUUUCCAUUUCAUACCGGCCUCAUCGUGUAUUUUGAACUGCAUUGAGACGGUAUUCUGAUCAUAUGGAACUUUUUUUUUCUGAUCAUAUGGAGUGGUUGAGUAUUGUUGCCAAUGUUUAGAUCCCAAUUUUCUUUAUGAAAUAUACUUGAAUAUUUUUAUAUUGUAAAAUGUGUAAACUUUACUUCUAUUUUGAAAUCUAAAAAAAAUGGAGAAGAAAAAUCCCCAAAAUCUCUUUUUGUACCAUGAACAUUCAAAUGUGCCAUCAUUGUUGCAUAAUAUGUAUUGACUUUCUGAGAUUUCCUCUGUUUAAAUUAUGUUAAGUUGAGUUUAGUUUUCAAUUGUUUUUUACCAUGCUUUUAUUCAAGCUCUUUAACCCAUUGGCUUGAUUAUAUUAACAAUUGCGACUGAAGGCCGAUCUCACAGUUAAUGCAAAACACAAUUAACACUGAAAUUUUUGAAGUUAUUUGAUAUAUGAAACCUCUCUAAUUCUCUACUAAGUUAUUACAAUUAUAAUUUGUUGCCUAAUGGUUUGAAAUGCAAUAUGAUUAUAAACAUGUUCAUGCAUGAAACAAACAUACCUCUCUCAAUAUCGUAAUCUUCCUGUAUCAUCUCCCAUACAGUAAAUGUGGUAUCAGUGCUUUCAGAAUGCCAGUAGAAACCAGCUUGCAUAAAAAACUAUGAGCUACUUUCCUGCUUUCUAAGGUGCCUCUUGCAGCAUGAGCAGAAAUGAUGCAACCUAAUGCAAAAUAAGGCCAAGGUUCAAUCUUUUGCGCCUGUGACUGCAAAGGACAGAAGAGAGCUGAGGUUUCACCAGACAUUGACGUGCAUCUAAUUGUCAUCCCUCAGCACACUGCCAGACCAUUAACCGUUAACCAGAGACUCAAUUGAUGUACCCAUUCUACCCAGUGUGGUGUCACUUCGAGACAUACAGUACGGACCCAUGAAGCAACUAUUAGCUGUAGAUGAUGAAAUGUUGUAUGUGUGUGUGUGUUAUUGUGCGUGUGUGUGUGUGUGUGUGUGUGUGUGUGUGUGUGUGUGUGUGUGUGUGUGUGUGUGUGUGAAUACACAGAUACAUACAUCAAUAUAUUCCAUGUGACCAAGAGGACUUUGUGAGUGAUAGAUAUUGGUUGUCAAACACCAUAUCAAGAUGAAAAUGUGCCUCAUGGAAUAUUGAUUCUGGCUUCAACUUUUGUUUGUGAGUAGAAGUAAUCAUUAUUAUGUAAUGUUGAAUAAUGAAUUCAACAUUUUCAAUUUACAUUUAGGGCAUUUAGCAGAUGCUUUUAUCCAAAGGGACUUACAAUAUGUACAUUUGUCAGCAUCCAAAGCGACUUACAUAAAAAAAUAUUAAUCUUGAUAUAUGUUAAGGUAAUAAGGUAAGGAAAGGUUGAAACACUUAGAAAUUUAAUUUAAAACCAAGAAAGUUGAGAAAAAUAUGGUGUUUAAAUAGCGUUUCCAGUAGAAUGUAUGAUUCCCUGUUCUCUGUAUAUUUGUGUGUGUGGUGUCUGUUUGUAUUAACCAUCAUUUGUACACACCCAACAGGUUUCACUGCAGCACACAAGUUAGCCCAAACACCAAGCCAAUCUUUUUUUAUUCCCAAUGUACAGUAUGAAAGCAUAUUUAAGAAAUGCAACACGUGCCUUUAUUGUUGUUAUAAAAUACUGUUUGUCCUUUUUAUUGGUGAACACAAUGUUUUCUAUCUUGUUUUUAUGGUGCAUAAAUACUUUCUAUUAACAGAAUUUAUUUGUAUGUGUACAAUAAACAUUAUCUCCCUAAUAGUAUUUCACUGUUGUCGUUGCCAUACUGCCAAAUUUUUAUUAAAAAUAGCCAAAGUGGAUAA
This is a messenger RNA of Gadus macrocephalus (Pacific cod), 7542 nucleotides long. RefSeq names its product cadherin 5 (gene cdh5). Gene Ontology annotation, biological process: calcium-dependent cell-cell adhesion; regulation of establishment of cell polarity; vasculature development. NCBI's taxonomy places the organism in Eukaryota, Metazoa, Chordata, Actinopteri, Gadiformes, Gadidae. The transcript has 15 exons. Bases 498 to 2954 code for a protein of 818 amino acids. Gene Ontology annotation, cellular component: adherens junction; plasma membrane; catenin complex. Gene Ontology annotation, molecular function: cadherin binding; calcium ion binding. The record is from RefSeq and is a predicted model, not a curated record.